Messenger RNA from Neoarius graeffei (lesser salmon catfish), 4014 nucleotides. It is a transcript of the gene pask, whose product is annotated as PAS domain containing serine/threonine kinase. The record is from RefSeq and is a predicted model, not a curated record. Gene Ontology annotation, biological process: intracellular signal transduction; protein phosphorylation; negative regulation of glycogen biosynthetic process. The transcript is spliced from 20 exons. Gene Ontology annotation, cellular component: cytoplasm; nucleus; cytosol. The coding region runs from base 100 to 3606 and encodes 1168 amino acids. Gene Ontology annotation, molecular function: ATP binding; protein serine/threonine kinase activity. NCBI's taxonomy places the organism in Eukaryota, Metazoa, Chordata, Actinopteri, Siluriformes, Ariidae.
UGACUGAGGUUCAGUGCUGGAAUAUUGAUUUCUGUUCAUGGCCGAUGUGCGGGGCUUUUCAGCGGAGUUCUGCUGAGGAACCGUGUUUCAGUUCAGAAAAUGUCGCUGUGGCGCUGCGUAGUCGACAAACAAAAGGUUAGCCAUGAUGCUAAUGCUAAUGGCGACAGUGUUUGUGGCGUUGCUAAGAGUAAACGCGCUCUGCUGGGAGUUGAAGACUUUGUGAAGACAAGUCGGUUUCGUCCAAAAGCUUCAACAAAGGACCGCAUAUUCCAACGCACUCCAGACUCCACUACAAGUGAUAUUAGAACAAAGUCACCAGUCGUGAUGAAGGAUGUUCCAUUAUCCCCUGUUUGCGGUUCUCCUUGCUGUUGCCAAGCUUCAGGUUCAUCUCUGGCUCAGUUAGAGAGUUCGCAGCUUGUGCAGCUGCUCUCUCAAAGUCCCUGCCUUGGGAAUAUGGCGCUCAAACUCAUCCACAGCCCUAACAAAGCAAUCAUCACUGUGGAUCGCACUACAACACAGGUGGUGGACGUGAACAAGCAAGCCUGCAAGCUCUUGGAGUACACGCGCAGUGAGCUGAUUGGGCAAGCACUGACCUUCCUCCUGAAGACCAGUCAGAUGACUGAGGAUGUCUUGGGAGAGGAAAGCCUAGAUUCUGCAGGCAACGUAAUCACCAUAUCAGGAAAAGUGGUAAAUGCAGUGAGUAAACCAGGCUUGGAGUUCCCGGUGUCUGUGUGGACACGCUCCCAUAAUCACAGAACCUGCGUACUGCUUUUGGAGAGAGUGGAAAGGAUAUCGGCCCACUUCUCCUUUUCUGAAGAGGGUGGGAUUCUCAGCUGUGACUCCACCUUUGCUCAUCUCUGUGGUUACUGUGAUGCUGUGGAGCUGAUGGGGACUUCGGUCACAUCUCUGAUGCCAACACUUCAUGUUCCGCUGCAGUGUCGGGCCAUACCAAAGAUGAUGCGUGUGCAGAGGGUACGUAUACAGGGCAGGAGUAAUGCAGAGCUGCGUGUAUGUGUGCGACUGUGCACUGCUGUAUCCUGUGGGAGGCCUUCGAGCAAGAUGGGCAAAAUCCUACAUACUGAACCCAGUGAAAAUUCACGUGCAGUACUUGAUGCAGGAGCAGUUGUGAAAGAUGGUGCUUGUGAACGCAUGUGCUUACCCCUCCCAGAUGUGGUUUAUUCUGGGUCACUAUGGACUUUUGUUCCCUCCAGCAGCCUUCUGACACUCCACCCCAAUGGCACCAUUAACAGUAUCAACAGCGUUUACUGUCCCUUGUUGACAGGAUAUCGCAUGACUGAGCUUCUUGGCAAGAAGAUCACCUUCAUGAUUCCAGCCUUUUACGAGAUGGGUGCGUUUGAUAGAAGCCCCAGUCCUUUAUCUUUUCAAGGAGUUGGCUCAGCAUCUAGUUCUUCCAGUAGCAACACAGACUUGUGCACAUGCUUUAAUGGAAGUGGAGGUGGUGUUUUAAGGCCAUCUGCUUGUGCUACUUCAGCAAAGGAAGACACGUGCAGUCCCAAGACGGUGCUGGCCAAAGACAGUAUGUUGUUCACAGCCCUGAAGAGGAAAGGAGGUGCUGCAAAAGGGAGACGAGCCUUCACUGCAGUUGGGGCUAAGCAAGAGCAUCAGGUCCCUUCUGCCGUUCCAGUUCCUGGAACCUCCCCCAUGACAGCAAACAGUUUGGAGGACACGACCGAGCUAUGCAAGGAGGCAGCUGCAGUACUAGCUCAGUGUGAAGAGUCUCUUCUAGCUGAUUCCACCACAGCUCUAUUGCAGACCUUUGCUUUGCUUGAGUCCCAGGAUUGCUCAACCCAACUCCAGAACUCCAGCUUUGAGGUGAUCUCCCUUGGCAGUCGCUCAUCCUCAGGAUUCUGUGAAAACUGGGCGGACCCUGAGAAGCCAGAUGACGCACAACUGGAAGUAGCAGAUUCAAGCAGCUGCUUCCUAGACUUGGAUGCUAAUGGUGACGUAAUUGCACUUGCCAUCGGAGAGCUGGAGCUGAGCGAGUCUGACACAGCUGAGCUCCUGUACACGCCGUCACCUUGCAUUGUGGAGUCUGAAACCGAGUGCCCCGACCUCCCAAAACUUGCUGAACAGGAACGUCUCGGUGUGCAGGCCAGUCCUUCACUGACUGUGUUAUCGCUUUUAGAAGGAAAUCCAGAACAGUGGGACACAGAGUUGAGAAAUUCAGAACCGUGUAAUCCUUUCUCAGAGCUCUGUAAAAGUGGGCUGCUAUUAUCAAGUGACAGACCAGCAACCUCCACCCCAAAGAAGCCACUGUCCAGCCCUGCUCCAUCGCUCCCUCUACUCACCCUGAUCCAGGAGGGCAGGUUUCGGGCCAACUGCUACCACAGAGAUGGAACACCCAUUGAGGUGCAGUGUGAUGUACGCCGAAUUACACUCUCUAGUGGAGGUGCCUUGUUCUGUGUGUGGCUGAGUGGAAAUCAUUUUUUCCUCCACCAGCAGGAGACACUGCAGAGCACACAGGCCUCCACGGCAGAGUCUUCUGUUGAGGAUGGCUUGGCUUCCAGCCUGCGAGAGGUGAUCAGUGAACCAGAGCAUGGUAAGGGUCUGCGCUCCUCCAUGAGCCUGGAGCAGACUGGCGCAUGUGAAGGGCAGUUUGAGGAAGACUACCAACCAUUGCGGCCCAUCGGGAAGGGAGGCUUUGGUGUCGUCUGGCUUGCCUCACGACGUCUCGAUGAACAGGAGGUGGUCGUGAAGUUUAUCAGGAAGAGCCGGGUGGUGGAGGAGUGCUGGGUGGAGGACCCUGAGCUGGGUCAGGUCACUCAGGAAGUGGCCAUACUUGCCCGAUUGUGCCACCCUAACAUUGUCAAGGUGCUGGAGGUGUUUGAGAAUGAGAAGUUCUUCCAGAUGGUGAUGGAGAAACAUGGAAAUGGCCUUGACUUGUUUGAGUUCAUAGACAUGCAUCCCAGGCUGGAUGAACCACUUGCCAGCUACAUCUUCAGGCAGUUGGUGUCAGCAGUGACUUACCUUCAUGGGAAAGGCAUAUUGCACAGGGACAUUAAAGAUGAGAACAUCAUCAUAGACACAGAGUUUCAUAUCAGACUGAUUGACUUUGGUUCUGCGACCCUGUUGGAGCCAGGCACGCUGUUUCACGUGUUCUGCGGCACACUGGAGUAUUGCUCACCUGAGGUGCUGCAAGGAAGCCCGUACAAAGGACCGGAACUGGAGAUGUGGUCUCUGGGAGUACUUGUAUACACCCUGCUGUUCAGUGAAAACCCUUUUUGUAGUGUUGAAGAGACCAUCCAAGCCAAACUCAACAUCCCCUUCGAGAUCUCUACAGAGUUGUACACUGUGCUGGCUGGUUUGCUGCACAGAGACCCAACUAAGAGAAUGACACUGGAGCAGCUCCUGCAGGAACCAUGGAUCCGGCAGCCCAUUAACCUGGCAGAGUACAGCUGGAGUGAAGUGUUCCCCUGUAAUCAUGAUUCUUCCAUGCAGAAUCUCUGCAGUUCAGAUGUGCAGCAGGAGGCCAGCACUGAUGAGACACCCCUGCAGGAUGAAGCGGAGGAAGAAGAGGAUGAAGAACAAAGGAGAACCAUGGCAGCAUUGGAGUCUGAACUCCUCAAGUAUCUAACUGAUGACUGAAGAUGGAGACCGCUUGGGUUAAAAUUCCAAAAAAAACAGGAUGGGAGGGUUGCACUGUGCUACUUUCAAGGAUGGUUAGAGACUCAGUCAAGAUCCAAGAUGUUCUUGGAUCCAUCAAAAUGCACAAGUCUCUGUUAACACCAAGUCAUGUUUGAGAUGAAUGGCAGAGAUGAGACGACCCAUGCUGCGCAAAAAAAAAAAAAUCUGUAUUUGGCAUUAACAUAAUCACAGGUUAGAGGGGAUGGAUGGAUGGAUUGUUCCACUUUUAGCUUCAUACUGAAGAAAAUGAACCGCCUUGAAUUGUGUGGUUUUAAAAGAAGCAGUUGUGUAAACAACUCGUUUUUAAAUGUAUUUUUAAAGCUAAAUUAUUUUCAUUUUAAAUGCAAGUUAAUAAAAUUGUCUUACGUU